CAGAUCGAGAGCGAGAGCGGCAAACAUUUGUGAAAGAGCGAGAGAGCGGUAAACAAACUUGACAGCUGAAAAGCUAAACGACAACAAGGCGCUAGAGGAGAAGAAAGAGGAAGAGUGGGAGACAAGAGAGCGCUGAGCGAGACAGCGCGAGUGCUGAUCAGCAGCAGAGAGAACAACAACAAACCGGCCGCCAAGAUGUACUGCGAGGGAGAGGGAGACAGGGCGAUGGAGAAUGCCGGUGUGCGACAAACUUUAGCGUCAAAAAAUUUAUUCAACGGUGGUACGCGCAAGAAUAACGACGCUGACGGUCCCGGAUCGACAACAAUAUCGGACGGCGGCGGAAUCGGAAUCGGUGAAUUGGUGCAAAACGCGAAUUAUACAAACGGUCAGACGACGCAGGCGACCAUUUUUCUCCGCAACAACAAUAGUAAUAACAACAACGGUAACCACAGUCACGGCAGAAAGAACCCGCCAAAUUCGCAACAAAAUCAAAGCAACGCGUGUGUUUAUUCGGCCAACAACAAUAUAGAGCAAAACUUCAGCAACUUAAAUUUCUACGCCCAACAGCCAGCCGCACACUACGACGUUUGCUAUCAACAGACGAACGACUACUAUCAACAGCACCAGGAGGGCCAGCAGGCGGAUCAGUACGAGGAGAACUUCGACGAGGACAUGGAGGCCGAACGCGAUCUCGCCGAGGAUGCACAGUGGAAGAAGAUCCAACAGAACACCUUCACCCGGUGGGCCAACGAGCACCUGAAGACGAUCGAUCGGUCGAUCAACAACCUGGAGACGGAUCUGUCCGAUGGUCUCCGUCUGAUCGCGCUGAUCGAAGUGCUGUCCCAGAAGCGGAUGCCCAAAUACAACAAACGCCCAACAUUCCGCAGCCAGAAGCUGGAGAACGUCUCGGUGGCCCUGAAAUUCCUCCAGGAUGAGGGUAUCAAAAUCGUUAACAUUGACUCCUCGGACAUUGUGGACUGUAAGCUGAAACUGAUACUGGGCCUGAUAUGGACACUGAUUCUCCACUACUCGAUAUCGAUGCCCAUGUGGGAUGGUGACGAUGAGAAGCAGCUCAACGGCUCUGGCCACACGCCCAAGCAGCGCCUGCUGAACUGGAUCCACGCCAAGAUACCCGAUUUGCCCAUCAACAACUUCACCAAUGACUGGACCACGGGCAAGGCGGUGGGCGCCUUGGUGGAUGCCUGUGCUCCCGGUCUCUGUCCCGACUGGGAGAUGUGGGAUCCCAAGGAUGCCGUCCAGAAUGCCUCCGAGGCCAUGGGCCUGGCCGAUGACUGGCUCAAUGUGCGUCAGCUGAUUAAGCCCGAGGAGCUGGUUAAUCCCAAUGUGGAUGAGCAGUCCAUGAUGACCUAUCUGUCGCAGUAUCCCAACUCCAAGCUCAAGACCGGUGCUCCCUUGAGGCCCAAGACGAAUCCCAAUAGCAUUCCUCCGCCGCGAGUGCGUGCUUAUGGUCCUGGCAUUGAACCCAUUGGUCCUGUGGUCGGAGCCCCGGCCAACUUCACCGUGGAAACCUUCUCGGCGGGCAAGGGUGAUGUGGAUGUGGACAUCCAGGGACCCACUGGGGAGAUCGAGAAGGCUGAUGUACGCUUCAACAACGACAAGAACUUGACCUACACGGUCUCCUACAUACCCAAGGCCGAGGGCCCCCACAAGGUGGCCGUAAAGUUCUCCGGUCGCGACAUCCCCAAGUCCCCGUUCCCCGUGAAGGUCGAGGGACAUGCCGGAGAUGCCUCCAAGGUAAAGGUGACGGGUCCCGGCAUUCAACCCAACGGCGUGACCAUCAAGAAGCCGACCUUCUUCGACAUCCUUACCAAGGAUGCGGGUCGCGGCGUGCCCGAGGUGAUCAUCAUCGAUCCCGCCAACCACAAGACCUCGGUGGCAGCCAAGGUGCGUCAGUUGGAGGACGAUACGUGGCGCUGCGAGUAUGUGACUGCUCUGCAGGGUCUGCAUUCGGUGAAUGUCUUCUACGCCGGCACACCCAUUCCGAACAGUCCGUUCCCGGUGAAGGUGGCCCCGCUGUCGGAUGCGCGUAAGGUGCGCGCCUCCGGCCGAGGCCUUCAGGCCACGGGCGUUCGCGUCGGCGACGAUGCCGACUUCAAGAUCCACACCGAGGGAGCCGGCGAGGGUGUGCCCGAGGUGCGCGUCAUUGGUCCGGGCGGCAUGAACCAGAACGUCAUGCAAUCGAAGGUGGAUGGUAACACAUACGAGUGCCACUACUAUCCCACCAAGGAGGGUCGCUACGUGAUCAUGGUGACCUUUGCCGGCCAGGAGGUGCCCAAGUCGCCGUUCGAGGUGAAGGUGGGACCCAAGAAGGAGUCCUCGAUUGUGGCCUACGGACCUGGACUAAGCAGUGGCGUCAUUGGCUACCCGGCUGCCUUUGUGGUGGAGACCAAUGGCGAGACGGGCGCCCUCGGGUUCACCGUGGCCGGUCCCUCGCAGGCCGAGAUUGAGUGCCAUGACAACGGCGAUGGCUCUGCCCUUGUCAAAUAUCAUCCAACUGCCGUCGGCGAGUAUGCCGUGCACAUUCUGUGCGACAACGAGGACAUCCCCAAGUCGCCGUUCAUUGCACAGAUCCUGCCGCGCACUGACUUCCAUCCGGAGCUGGUCAAGGCCGCUGGUCCGGGACUUGAGAAGAAUGGCGUGACCAUCAAUCAGCCGACUAGCUUCAGUGUGGACACCAGCAAGGCGGGAAAUGCCCCGCUGGACGUUGUCGUCCAGGAUGUCUAUGGCACCAAGUUGCCCGUGGAACUGAAGAACAAUCCCGAUGGCACCAAGAAGGUCACCUAUACGCCCACUUCGGGAGUUCCACACACCGUUGAAGUGAACUAUGGUGGAGUUUCCACGCCCAACUCACCGCAUCGCGUUUAUGUCGGCGUUCCCGUGGAUGCCGCUAAGGUCCAGGCCUUUGGACCUUGGCUGCAGCCCGGCGUGCGUCCCAAUGUGCCCACUCACUUCAAUGUGGACGCACGGGAGGCUGGCGAUGCAGAGCUGAAGGUGAAGGUUAUCCACGAGGAGACCAAGAUCGAGGUGCCCUGCAGGAUCAUUGACAACGAGGACAGCACCUAUUCGGUGGAGGUGAUUCCGCCCAGCAAGGGUGCCUACACCACCACGAUGACAUACGGCGGCCAGAGAGUUCCACUGGGACAGAAGGUCGUUGUGGAGCAGACGGUGGAUGUGUCCAAGAUCAAGGUGGACGGACUGGAGCCCACCGCGCCCCUGAAUAGUUUGCAGCAAUUCCGGAUCAUCACCCACGGCCUGCCCAAGGCGGACCUGGCGGUGACCAUCACCAGUCCGUCGGGCAAUCGUGUAAAGGCCCACAUCAUACCCACGGCGGAGGGAUUUCUGGUUAACUUUACACCCACCCAGCUGGGGGAGUACCUGCUGAGCAUCUGCUUUGGCGGCACCCCGAUCACGCCGCGCCCCUUCCGGCUGCAGUGCCUCACGGGCAGUGAUUCCAACAAGGUACAGGCCUUUGGUCCUGGCCUAGAACGCGGCAUAGUGGGUCAGCCGGCGGAGUUCAUGAUCGAUACCCGUGGCGCUGGACAGGGUGGCCUGGGCGUGACCGUUGAGGGACCCUGUGAGGCGGCCAUUAACUGCCGGGACAAUGGAGACGGCACCUGCAAUGUGGCCUAUUUGCCCACAGAGGCGGGCGAUUAUAGUGUCAACAUAACGUUCAACGAGCGGCACAUCAACGGUUCGCCAUUCCAGCCGCUGAUCGUUCCCGUACCGAAUCUGAAGAAUACCCGCGUCAGUGGCAUCGGCAUCCAGCCGCAUGGUGUUAUUAUGAAUGCCGCCACGGACUUCAUGGUGGACAUGAGCAAGGUGGGCAGCAACAUUGACUCUGGCAAGUUGUCCUGCGCCAUCUUCGAUCCCAUGGGCCAUGUCCUGCCCAGCAAGAUUGUGCAGGGACCCACCGAUGACAUUUUCCGCAUCAUGUACACUCCCUUCGAGGCUGGCCGCCACACCAUCGAGCUGAUGUACGACAACAUCCCGGUGCCGGGCUCCCCGUUCGUGGUGAACGUGAAGAGCGGCUGCGAUCCGGCACGCUGCAAGGCCUACGGUCCGGGUCUGGAAAAGGGUCUGACCAAUCAGAAGAACAAGUUCACCGUGGAGACCAAGGGUGCGGGCAACGGCGGCCUGUCGCUGGCCAUCGAGGGUCCCUCGGAGGCCAAGAUGACCUGCACGGACAAUCGCGACGGCAGCUGUGACGUGGACUACUUGGCCACCGAUCCGGGAGAGUAUGAUAUUACCAUUCGGUUUGCGGACAAGCACAUACCCGGCUCUCCGUUCCGCGUGCUCGUCGAGGAGACGGUGGAUCCCAGCAAGGUAAAGGUCUACGGACCGGGCAUUGAGCACGGUCAGGUGCGCGAGAGCGUGCCGACCUAUUUCAACGUGGAUGUGGGCGAGGCUGGUCCUGGCCGCAUCGCCGUCAAGCUGACCAACUCCGAGGGCAUACCCGUGGACAAUCUGCGCGUUGAGGACAAGGGCAACAGCAUUUACGCGGUGCACUAUGUGCCGCCCAAGGCGGGCUCCGUGCUCACCUGCCAGGUGAAGUUUUCCGAGGUGGAGGUGCCAUGCAGUCCAUUUGUGAUGACCGUUUUCCCCAAGUCCGAGCCCACCAAGGUCAAGGUGAAGGGUGUCAAUGAGAAGAAGAAAACGCCUGCCUCUCUGCCUGCCGAAUUCGAGAUUGAUACGAAACAAGCCGGCCAGGCGGACAUCAAUGUGGCCAUCAAGAAUCCCAAGGGCAAGCCAAUGCAGCCGCGCUUGGAGGAAGUCACCAAGGGCACAUAUGUGGUGUCCUUUGUGCCGGACGAGUGCGGAACGUACCAGUGCAGCAUCAAGUACGGCGACAAGGAGAUCGAGGGCUCACCCUUCAAACUCGAAGCAUUCCCCACCGGCGAGGCCAAGAAGUGCAAGCUGGUGGAGCAGGCGCCCAAGAUCCAGUCGUCGGGCAGUCAGUCGCACCUGAAGGUGGAUGCCCGCGAGGCAGGCGAUGGAGCUGUUACCUGCAAGAUCACAAACAAGGAGGGAAGCGAGAUCGUUGACAUUGAUGUGGUCGAGAAGGAUGGCUUCUUCGACAUCCUGUACGCGCUGAACGAUCCUGGCGACUAUGACAUCAACGUGAAGUUCGGCGGCAAGGACAUACCCAACGGCAGCUUCUCCAUCAAGGCUGUCGAAAGCAUCGAACAAUACUCGCACAGUGAAUACAUCGAGGAGCACACGACCAAGGUGGUACAGCAGACAACGCAGAGCGAACUCGUCAACGGAAAGUCAGAGACCACGUACAGGAGUGUAGCAUUUGAGAAACUACCAUUACCCACGACAGGCGGCAACGUUACAGCUGAAGUCAAAAUGCCGAGCGGUAAAGUAGACAAACCCGUGAUUCAGGACAACCGUGAUGGUACUGUCUCCGUUAAGUACGAUCCCCGCGAGGAGGGAUCCCACGAGCUGGUGGUCAAAUACAAUGGAGAGCCAGUGCAAGGAUCUCCCUUCAAAUUCCACGUGGAUUCGAUCACCUCGGGCUUCGUGACUGCCUACGGACCCGGCCUGACCCACGGCGUCACCGGUGAACCGGCCAACUUUACCAUCUCCACCAAGGGAGCCAGCGCCGGUGGCCUGACCAUGGCCGUCGAGGGACCCAGCAAGGCGACCAUCAACUACCAUGACAACAAAGAUGGCACCGUCUCCGUGCAAUACCUGCCCACUGCCCCUGGAGAGUACCAGGUGUCGGUUCGCUUCGGCGACAGGCACAUCAAGGGAUCGCCGUACUUCGCCAAGAUCACCGGCGAGGGUCGCAAGCGCAACCAGAUCUCUGUGGGCUCCUGCUCCGAGGUCACCAUGCCCGGCGACAUCACCGACGACGAUCUGCGUGCUUUGAACGCCUCCAUCCAGGCACCCAGCGGCCUGGAGGAGCCCUGCUUCCUCAAGCGCAUGCCCACCGGCAACAUUGGCAUCUCGUUCACUCCCCGCGAGACCGGCGAGCACCUGGUGUCGGUUAAGCGUCUGGGCAAGCACAUCAACAACUCCCCCUUCAAGGUGACCGUGUGCGAGCGUGAGGUGGGCGACGCCAAGAAGGUGAAGGUCAGUGGAGCCGGCCUCAAGGAGGGCCAGACGCACGCCGACAACAUCUUCUCCGUGGACACGCGCAACGCUGGCUUUGGCGGCCUCUCGGUCUCCAUCGAGGGUCCCAGCAAGGCGGAGAUCCAGUGCACGGACAAGGACGACGGAACCCUGAACAUCUCGUACAAGCCCACGGAACCGGGCUACUACAUUGUGAACCUGAAGUUUGCCGAUCACCACGUGGAGGGAUCACCCUUCACCGUCAAGGUGGCCGGCGAGGGCAGCAACCGCAAGCGCGAGAAGAUCCAGCGGGAGCGCGAUGCCGUUCCAAUCACGGAGAUCGGCAGCCAGUGCAAGCUGACGUUCAAGAUGCCCGGCAUCACCUCGUUCGAUCUGGCCGCCUGCGUCACCUCGCCCAGCAAUGUCACCGAGGAUGCGGAGAUCCAGGAGGUGGAGGAUGGCCUCUACUCAGUGCACUUUGUGCCCAAGGAGCUGGGCGUGCACACAGUGUCCGUGCGCUACUCCGAGAUGCACAUACCCGGCUCGCCCUUCCAGUUCACCGUGGGACCCCUGCGCGACUCUGGCAGCCAUCUGGUCAAGGCCGGAGGCUCGGGCUUGGAGCGCGGCGUUGUCGGUGAGGCGGCCGAGUUCAAUGUGUGGACCCGCGAGGCGGGCGGCGGUUCCCUGGCCAUUUCCGUGGAGGGUCCCAGCAAGGCGGACAUUGAGUUCAAGGACCGCAAGGACGGCAGCUGCGAUGUGUCCUACAAGGUCACCGAGCCCGGAGAGUAUCGCGUCGGUCUCAAGUUCAACGAUCGCCACAUCCCCGACUCGCCAUUCAAGGUCUACAUCUCGCCGGAUGCCGGCGAUGCCCACAAGCUGGAGGUGCAGCAGUUCCCGCAGGGCAACAUCCUGCCGGACGCCCCCUACCAGUUCAUGGUGCGCAAGAACGGCGCCAAGGGCGAGCUGGACGCAAAGAUCGUUGCUCCGUCCGGCACGGACGACGAUUGCUUCAUCCAGGCGAUCGACAGCGAGAUGGUUUCGGUGCGCUUCUAUCCGCGCGAGAACGGUAUCCAUGCCAUUCACGUCAAGUUCAACGGCGUCCACAUACCCGACUCUCCGUUCAGAAUCAAGGUCGGCAAGGAUGUGGCCGAUCCGGCCGCGGUCCAUGCCAGCGGCAACGGCCUGGACGAGGUGAAGACUGGCCACAAGGCUGACUUCAUCAUCAAUACCUGCAAUGCGGGCGUUGGCACUCUGGCCGUCUCCAUUGACGGACCCUCCAAGGUGGCCAUGGACUGCACGGAGGUGGAGGAGGGCUACAAGGUGCGCUACACUCCCCUCCUGCCCGGCGAGCACUACAUCACGGUCAAGUACAACAACAUGCACAUCGUGGGCUCGCCCUUCAAGAUCAACGCCAUUGGCGAUAAGCUGGCCGAUGAGGGCGCUCAGGAGACAUCGACGGUGACCGUUGAGACGGUGCACAAGGUGGCCAAGGGCGGUCAGAAGACGGGCGUCCAUCUGCCCACAUUCAAGUCGGAUGCCAACAAAGUGGAGUCCAAGGGCAUGGGCCUGAAGAAGGCCUACAUUGGCAAGCAGAACCAGUUUACCAUCUGUGCCACCGAUGCGGGCAACAACAUCCUGUACGUUGGCAUGUACGGACCGAAGGGACCCUGCGAGGAGCUCCACGUCAAGCACGCCGGCCACAACAACUACAAUGUGCACUAUGUGGUGCGCGAUCGCGGACAGUAUGUGCUGCUAAUCAAGUGGGGCGAGGAGCACGUGCCCGGCUCCCCAUUCCAGAUCGAUGUGUAGGGAGGGAGGAGAGCGCUAUAUGUAUAUGAAGCUAGGCCGGCCAGGCAUAUGUGUACGUGUAGAUAUAUUCUUCGCAUGUGUAUGUGUUCCAGGGCGCGCGCAUGUUCCAGGAGCGAAAGAUCCGUCAGAGUCAGUCGUGUGUUUAUUCUUGUUUUCUUCAUCGCAUAACGCCACUCUCUUUGUUUAAUUUUAAUUACUCUUGAUUGAUACAUAAUAUCAGCAUAUAUUUUAGGUAAGACUUUUUGUUAUUUGUACAUACAUACCCCCCACAUGGAAGGACGAAGCUUCUGGUGUCUUUUUUCUCGACGCGCCAUUUUCUUAAAUUCUUGAUCUUUUGUUUUAUUUGUUUUAUUUUCUUGUGAACUUAACAAUAGCCGAUACACAUAUAUAUUUUUGGAUAAACCGAAUGGAAACUUAAACAGAAAACACUUAUUCUUGGGCACACAAAUAUUACUAUUGCAAUGCGAAUAAAUCUCUUAAACAAUUAUUUAAUACUUAAGCGAACAUUAAUGAUGACAUAUUAUGUUUUCUAUUAUCACUAUCGACAUGUAAUUUACGUGAAAUAAAAAUAAAAACACAAAGAAAUACAA
Drosophila kikkawai is the source of this 8477-nucleotide messenger RNA. Lineage: Eukaryota; Metazoa; Arthropoda; Insecta; Diptera; Drosophilidae. The record is from RefSeq and is a predicted model, not a curated record.